Messenger RNA from Populus euphratica (Euphrates poplar), 2181 nucleotides. RefSeq names its product expansin-A20-like. The record is from RefSeq and is a predicted model, not a curated record. The transcript is spliced from 3 exons. Gene Ontology annotation, cellular component: extracellular region. Gene Ontology annotation, biological process: plant-type cell wall organization. Bases 1126 to 1878 code for a protein of 250 amino acids. Lineage: Eukaryota; Viridiplantae; Streptophyta; Magnoliopsida; Malpighiales; Salicaceae.
AAGGGACUCAACCCCUAAACUUACUUGUCUUGUUCUUCCGUUCACAACAAACUAGAUGAUCUUCUUUCCAUUGUAAAAGUUCUAUCCUUUCCUUGGCUCAGGACAGAUCGGUACAUUACAUAAGUCCAUGAAAGAAGAUGAUGAUGAUGAUGAUCUCUCACAUCCUUCCUUCCACCGAUCUGUUUUUUACGUUCCCGUCCCUUAUCAUUUGAAUGUAACAUGAGCCUUUCCAACUUCGUCUUCGGUCCAGCCUCCAUCUGUGGGUUUGUUGUCCGUUCAGGGCCUCUGCCAUCGAAGUCACACUUGAAUGCUGGAUCCUUCUUGUGGGGGCUCGUAUCGAUGCCUGCGAUGCCCUAACUUAUAAAAUCUAAAUUCUGGCCCAUUAACGAUGUCCUUGGUCCCUCCCUCGAGAAAGAAAGGAGGACCAGUCCUAUAGCGAGGCACCGGUCGGUCGUACAGGCACCUGCGUGCUCGUACUUCGUGGUUCUCCAGCUUUCGCUCGUAAAGCCAAUAAUCUCCAAAUAGUUCAUUGUUAGUCAAUCAAUCACGCUUCCCUUGCCCUUUGGUUUCUUCUCAAAAGACGAGCCAAAUUAAGUAAAUAACACCACACCAGAUGUGUGCCAGAAAAUAGCAGGAGGUCCAGACCCUACUUAAAGAACUCUUUGGAUUCUUCUUUCUUAUUCCAAGGCUUUCCGCUCUCCGUGUCUGCCACAUCCACAAAGCAUUUAACCCUUCAGCCUCCAGAUGCAAUCCCUAAAACCCUUUUUUGAGUUCCCAUUCCCAGCUCGAAAAACACUCGAAGAAAAGAAGGCAUCACUUUUGUCCCUACUAGAAUAAAGCUACGCUUCGUCUCGGGCUUGCUGCAUGCCCCCACAUCUUGAACUAAGGUAUCCAUGGCUGGCUUUUAUGUCAAAGUUUCAGAGUAUCUACUAUGGGGUGCCCAUCUAACCACCAAAACUAGCUUCAUUUCAGCAAGGAGAUCCAGGUCAUUUCCCAGAGUAAAGGUGGCCUUUCUCUACACUCCAGGCCAUAAUUUCACAGGGUAGAAGAAAAGGGAGGGAACAAAAUAAAAGAAAAGAACCUCUUCAAGUACAAACCAGACUUCUCAUAGUCGUUUUCAUAUCAAUGGGUGCUCUAAAAGCCAUUAUUCUCUACUUGAUUAUACACCAAACAUGGAAGAUCACAGCUGAUGAUGAGGAAUGGAAGUCUGCUACUGCAACAUACGUCAAGGAGACAAGUGGAUCCAUCAUUGUAGAAGGUGCUUGUGGGUAUGGGGACCUUCACAGGGCCACCUAUGGAAAAUACAGUGCUGGAGUAAGUAGCAUGCUGUUCAACAGAGGGAGUACCUGUGGGUCUUGCUUCGAGGUCAGAUGUGUAGACCACAUCUUAUGGUGCCUGCAGGGUAGCCCCUCCGUCAUUCUCACCGCAACAGAUUUCUGCCCUCCAAAUUACGGGCUUUCAUCGGAUUAUGGUGGCUGGUGUAAUUUCCCCAAAGAACACUUUGAGAUGUCAGAAGCGGCAUUUGCUGAAAUCGCAGAGAAAAAGGCUGAUGUUGUGCCAGUUCAACACAGAAGGGUGAAGUGUGAUAGAAGGGGUGGGCUGAGAUUCACAAUGAGUGGAAAUUUUCACUUUUAUCAAGUACUCAUCAGCAAUGUGGGAUUGGAUGGUGAGGUGAUUGCUGUGAAAGUGAAGGGAUCAAGAACAGCAUGGAUACCUAUGGCAAGAAACUGGAGACAAAACUGGCAAUCCAAUAUCAACCUUAUUGGACAGCCUCUAUCUUUCGAGGUGACUACCAGCAGCAGAAAAACACUCGCUUCUUACAAUGUUGCACCAGCAAACUGGCAAUAUGGCCAGAUAUUUGAAGGCAAGCAAUUCUAGUAUGAUAGGCUUUUAGAGUCGGGCAUAGGUUCACGCUUCCAUUUGCUUUCUCCAGCUAUGCGAAGAAGUAGGUAAUUGGUCAAACGGAGGUAAGAAAGUCGUAGAGGAAAGUUGGGAAAAAUAGGAAUACAAGGUCCCAGUUAUGUCUCUUUACCUGCUUUUAUUGAGUAGAAAGUUAACAACUCGUGAAAUGUGUAAUUACUGAAACGUCAAGGUUUAUGUUCACUUCAAAAGUCAAAAGAAAAGGUUAAGAUAUGUAUCUCUUACCAUGACUUCUCUACCAGGCAAUCCUUGCUUUAUGAA